AUGUCCAGCCCAACCAACAACUUCCUCACCCUCAUCCCCGCCGCUCACCGCGUCCAUGUCACUUCUCCCUUCACUUCUCCCGCCACCAGCGACGAAUCUCUAGUUCCUGCACUCCAGAAGACUCGACGAUCCAGCUCCAGCGUCUCGGCGGAAUCCAACUCUACCGCCGAAGAACCUGCUCUACCAUCUGACAUUGUUGAGUCUCCUGUCGAGGCGGUCAAGAGCCCACAGACCGAGCCAGUCACCAUCCACAAGUUUUUGAAAUUGGAUAUUGUCUCCACAUCGGGGCCCACGAACGAUGAUGGGAGCACCUUGCACCUUACACCCUACACCUAUUACACCAACGACUCGCAGAGCAUGAAAAAGAGCCGGAAGCAUCUGCCCCACUGGGAUAUCGUUUUCCGAACGGGAUAG
This is a messenger RNA of Cladophialophora immunda, 414 nucleotides long. RefSeq lists its product as uncharacterized. The record is from RefSeq and is a predicted model, not a curated record. The coding region runs from base 1 to 414 and encodes 137 amino acids. Lineage: Eukaryota; Fungi; Ascomycota; Eurotiomycetes; Chaetothyriales; Herpotrichiellaceae. The transcript has 2 exons.